Molecule: messenger RNA, 1704 nt
Organism: Fusarium sp. VM40
Lineage: Eukaryota; Fungi; Ascomycota; Sordariomycetes; Hypocreales; Nectriaceae
Source: the annotation of a GenBank genome assembly
AUGGCCAAUUCUCCACGAUACAUGGGCUCGAUACGGCCGGCUGUUAUUGGCAUGGGCCGAGUUUUCGGCGCCAGCUUAACAGCUGUUUCCGCAUUUCCAGUCGACUCCAAGGGCCAUCAUGAUGCCGGCGAAGAGGGCGGCAGCAGUCUUUGGGUCCUUGCUGUUGCCUCGAUGGUUCUGGUCCUUCUCGGCGGUGCUUUUGCAGGAUUGACAAUUGCGCAAGUUCUCCUCCCUCUUGGCGACGCACGACAUUUGCUGACCUCUACACUAUUAAAACGAGGAAAGCAUUGGGUUCUAGUUACGCUGUUGCUGUCAAACGUCAUUGUCAACGAAUCGCUUCCUGUUGUGCUGGACCGAACUCUUGGCGGAGGUGUUGCUGCUGUCGUUGGUAGUACCGUCCUUAUCGUUAUCUUUGGCGAAAUUGUUCCUCAGUCUAUUUGCGUUCGAUUCGGUCUUCCCAUCGGCGGAUACAUGUCGACACCGGUUCUCCUGCUCAUGUACCUCACCGCUCCCGUCUCUUGGCCCAUUGCGAAGCUUCUCGAUUGGAUUUUGGGUGAGGAUCAUGGCACCUUGUACAAGAAGAGUGGACUCAAGACUCUUGUCACUCUCCACAAGUCCCUAGGCGAGAUCUCUGAGCGACUGAACCAGGAUGAGGUCACCAUUAUUACAGCCGUUCUAGACUUGAAGGACAAGCCCGUCGCUGAAGUUAUGACACCCAUCUCUGACGUUUACACGCUUGCUGAAGACCAUAUCCUUGAUGAGAAGACAAUGGAUGAUAUCCUGUCUUCGGGAUACUCGCGAAUUCCAAUCUACCGCGCCGGAAACGAGCUGGAUUUUGUUGGCAUGCUUCUGGUCAAGACACUUAUCACCUACGACCCCGAGGACAGAAUUCCUGUUCGCGAAGUCCCUCUGGGUGCCAUUGUCGAAACCCGCCCCGAGACAAGCUGUUUGGACAUCAUCAACUUUUUCCAGGAGGGCAAGUCGCAUAUGGUCCUCGUAUCAGAAUUCCCCGGUUCAGACCAUGGCGCCAUGGGCGUUGUUACUCUUGAAGAUGUGAUUGAGGAGUUGAUUGGAGAGGAAAUCGUUGACGAAUCUGAUGUCUAUGUCGAUGUUCACAAGGCCAUCCGACGUCUCAAUCCCGCACCCCGAGCUCGCCGAAUUCAUGCUACUGCCGCCGCCGCUGCUGCUAUGGCCACCAAGAAGGCUCCCGGUGACUCCAUUCUUGUCGAUGUGGAGGACCAUGCCGACGGCCUGCACCCCAACGUCGAAACUGCCUCCUUUCAUAGCAACUAUGAAGGUGGGUUCCACAAUUCUGCGAGGACUGCCAUUCACAUGAAGCGACGAACAUCUGAUGGCGGCAUUGAAGGCACCCCAGUUGUAGUGAAAGCCAGUCUCGAUGAAAUGAGGUCCCAACUCCGUCUCGGACCUGCCAACCGCGCUGCGAACCCUCGCAGCAAUACCCGCAGUCUUUUCAAGAUCAAGCAAGGUCUAGCUGCAAACAGCACACCCCCCAACGAUGGAUCAAGACCCCUACCGCCCCGAGCAGUAUCUCACAUGGGUUUCACAAAUACACACGGACAUUCGCCGGCGCGGAAUGCCGGCCACGAGCGAACGCCGUUGUUGGGCCUGGGUGAGGACCACGAGGAAGCUGUUGAGGACGAUGAGCAUGAUGGUCACAACCACAAGACCAAUGGCACGAGUUAA